Molecule: messenger RNA, 1293 nt
Organism: Styela clava
Lineage: Eukaryota; Metazoa; Chordata; Ascidiacea; Stolidobranchia; Styelidae
Source: RefSeq, a predicted model, not a curated record
GAUAAUAAUGGAAUAGUAUCAACUUCCUUUUCCAAUCCUACUCCUGUCCUGGACAUGACGACCGAAAAAAGCCAAGAUCAAACAACUGCACAAGGCUGCGAAGGUGUUUCUUAUCUAAAUAAAUGCUUCAAAACUCCACAGGAUUUACACAUUACCGAUAACGUUAUUUUAAGUCAGGCUCAAACAAUGUGUAACAAUAUUGGAUGGAAACUUGCCAAUAUAUAUUCAACAGAUCACUACGAGGCUGUAGCAGAUUAUCUUCGCAAUAAAUAUCCCAAAAUUAACCAGCCUUCGGUGUGGCUUGGCAUGACCAUGGGACAGGAUUUACAACUUUAUCAAUCUAAUGGAACAGUUGGCCCUACGUUAAAAUGGUUACCUGGUUUCCCAGGAAGCUCGGGGGGAAAGAUUAUUUCAAUGCAUCUAAUGCAGACUAAAAACGACAAUAAUCAAGGCAUGGCAAAUUCAUCUGAAGGCACCGGAACGAAAGGGGUACUUUGUGAAAAUUGAAUGUGAAUUUCAAUUAAAAACAAGCAUAUGAAAAAUAAAAAUUUACAUAUUUCCAAUGACAAAAUUCGAUAAUUUUUUUUACAUUGAACAGCGUUCACUCCUGUAAUCAAAACAACUUAAUGUUUUGACAUGUAAUGACCCGUCGUCAUAUGUAUGACCCCUCGUAUCGGCUUCUGUCUUCCCUGAUACAAAUAUGAAAAUCCUAUCCAAAUUUAUACCCGAUCCUUUUUGUAUCAUUCAUUUCUAAGUCCGGGGCAGUAUAGGUUGUAAUAAAUAAUAAAGAUUUUUUGUUUUAUAUAUUACCGUUCUGAUUCAAUUACUUUCAUUGUGCGUUUGUUUUUUACUACAUAUGCAUAUAUUCUUACUACUACUACAUUCUACUCAACAUUGAACUUGGUAAAUAUUGAUUUUUUUAUUGUUGGUGUCUGCCCUUGCUAUUUAAAACUUAAUGUCUGUGUUUUAUUUAAAGCACCGCAAAGAGACAUAUAUUCGCGCUGUGGCGAAGAAGCUCAAAUUAUAUUGACCAAUCUAAAGGGAAAGACUAUAUUUGAUAAAACCAGAAUGUUUUCCUUUGAGUAUAGCCCACUAAAUUCUCUACACCCCAGCCAAAACUGAUAGGCCAACUCACUGUUGUGAGAAAUAUUGAACCAUGGUGUGCUCUAUUUUGUGAUUAUGACAUAUUCGACCACGUGGAUAUAUUUGAGAAAUUAAUGUAAUGUACUUUACUGAGAAUUUUAUUAAAUCGGUGACUAUAAUUUACCACUCGAAGAAUAUGAGUAAUGUCUU